GUACAAAGUAUACAAAAAUAAAAGCUGGAGCAUAAUGUGUUAAAUAAGCAUUUAUUUAACCAUUAAUGUAUUGACAGAACUAAUGACAUAUUACAAAACGAUAACUGGUCGACAAACAUCCUGCUGUCAUGUGGUGAUGAGUAAUCCUCUGUGUCUCUGGAGUUGGUUUGAGAUGAUUUACGUUCUUUGCGUUUUCAUCUCGACAUCGUUCGUCAGAGCGACGGAGUUUGGCCAAGAACACAGCCUUCUUCAGCCUCCCCCUUCUCUCCUUCUCUAUAAAAGGAGCUGAGCUGCUUCCACAGAGUCAGUCCGAGUCCACGGCUGCCAAACGACCUCAACUACUCACACUUGUUUGACUUUUAAGGAAAAUACUCCAGCCGCAAGACACUGAGCUGCAGCAACCUCUGGAAUAGCUCGUGGAGAAGAUUCAGUCCAGAUUUUCCAGAACAGAGCACUGGAGACACGCUCACACAAGGCAGUCCACUGUGAUCCGACCCUGAAAGCAUCAACGCUGCCAUGAACAGCCUCGUUUCCAUCGCCCUGAUAUUCCUGGGUGCCAGCUUGUCUGCUUCCCUCUUCAUUCCCGACUCCCCGGAGCUGAGGCAGUUAAUGCAACGCUACCAGGAUGAGCUGGAACCCAACAGCACAAAAGCUGAUGUGCCUGUACGCACUCGCAGAGCCAUCAAGUGGACGGACAGGGAGGAGAUCCUGCAACUGCACAACAAGCUGAGAGGAGAGGUGUACCCGACUGCCUCCAACAUGGAGUACAUGGUUUGGGAUGAUGAACUGGAGAAGUCGGCAACUUAUUGGGCAGAACAAUGCCAGUGGGAACAUGGACCUCAAGACCUUCUGAUGUCCAUUGGGCAGAACCUUGCAGUGCACUGGGGAAGGUACCGCUCUCCUGCCUACCAUGUGCAGGCCUGGUACGACGAGGUGAAGGACUACACCUACCCUUACCCGCAUGAGUGCAACCCGUGGUGCCCUGAGCGCUGCUCUGGACCCAUGUGCACCCACUACACACAACUGGUCUGGGCCACAACCAAUCGUGUUGGCUGUGCUGUACACAUGUGUCCACGUAUGAACGUGUGGGGAGAGGUCUGGGAGAACUCAGUCUAUCUCGUCUGCAACUACUCGCCAAAGGGAAACUGGAUCGGGGAAGCCCCGUACCAACAUGGCCGCCCCUGUUCCCAGUGUCCACCAAGCUACGGAGGAGGCUGCAGAGACAACCUCUGUUACAAAGGAGUCCCUGAACGUCACGAGUCUCCAGAUAUGAAUGAGGUGGAGAAGCCUCAGGAGCCGGUACAGCCUCAAACUACUCCAACUAAACCUCAGCCCAAGCCUUUCUCCCCUAAAAAAGUUGCAAAUGCCAAACCUUCCUCACCCAAGACUACAAGAAAUACCUAUCUAGCCCAAAUUAUUAAGUGUGAGACAAAAAUGAGGGACAAAUGUAAAGGUGCAACCUGCAAUAGGUACAACUGCCCAGCCAAUUGUAUAAAUAAGAAGGGGAAAGUAUGGGGAACGCUGUACUAUGAUGUUCAAUCAAGUAUUUGCCGUGCUGCAAUCCACUAUGGAAUAAUUGACAACAAUGGAGGCCUUGUUGACGUCACAAGAAAAGACAGCUUCCCGUUCUUUGUAAAGGCAACCAAGAAUGGCGUAGAGUCAUUCAGUAAAUACAAACCUGGCAAUGCAUUUAUGGUGUCAAAAGUGGAAGAGCAAACGAUAGACUGCUACACGACAGUGGCAGAGAUUUGUCCCUUCAAGACGUCCACCUCUCAUUGUCCAAGAGUGUUCUGCCAAGCUAACUGCAUAAACGAACCUUCAUACUGGGCUCCAGUGGUCGGCAGCAACAUCUACGCUGACGGCUCCAGUAUCUGCCGAGCUGCUAUCCACGCUGGAGUGAUCAAAGCUGGCGGGGGAUAUGUGGACCUCCUGGCUCUGGAUAAGAGGAAAAGUUACACCGGGACCAUGAAGAAUGGCAUUCAGUCCGAGAGUAAAACCAAUACAGAAGGUGGUUCGUUCCGUGUCUUCGCUGUUAGAGAGUGAGACGCCACUGACGGGACACAAGAGAUUUGCUUUACAAGAGAUACCCCUUCCAUCUUUCUCUGACUUUUGGAGGAAAGAGACAUUUAAAGAAGACCAAAGUCUUCUCAAACUAGUUCAAUCGAUGGGCUUCCAAAGGUUUUAUAUACAAUUGUGAACAAUAUUUUGACCACACAUGCAACUCUUAAUAAAAUGCAGUGCAGUAGACAUGGUAUUUUAACAGCGGUGCUGGUUUAAAUCGUUGUUGUUUUUAAUCGAAUAAGUCCGUUUACUUUUUUGGAUUACAUUCUAUUAGUUUUGAAUACAUGCAAAAUCUCUAAUUUUUCAAUACAAAAUGCAUAUUGGUUACACUGUAUUUAAUCUGUAAAUUUUUUUUUUUAAUUUUUCUUUGUGCUUUAUGUCAAAUCAGUUUUUUUUUUUUUUGGAAGCCAGAGCAGGAAUAGAGUUUAACAGUCACCACCAACUUAUUUGCUUCGAGACUUAUUUUUCAAAUUCAAUAUAUCCGUAGAGGAAAAAACAAACAAACCAACCAUCGUCUCAAAGACUUUUUAAAACUGAUUCCCUGUGAUGAAAAUGAAUGGGAAUUUUACUUCCGCAACCCGACUGUUGCGCUCUAUCGCAAUAAUAUUGAGUGUGUACAGUACAGUGGGGAUCUGUUGGACUUGGACUGGGCAAACUGAGAAAUGGGAAAGAAAAGGAGGCAUAACUCCAAGCAAAAGAGAACUUCCCUUCAUAAUGCAUGUGAGCCUUCCAGAGUCAACACUACUCGGUCAUUAUGGUAAAGGUGCAAAAACAUUGAAACAAUGUGCAGUCCUGGGAGAAUUCAGCAUCACUGAGUGCAUGUUUAGGCUCAUCUUUCAUACCUUCGUUUUUGUUAUUUAUUAUUAUGUGUCCUUCAAUCCCUGCUCAGAACUGCAAAUUACGUGGAGCAGAACCAAAUGUUUAUGGAUGUGACACAUGAUAUGUGCUCACUUGAGAAUCAAAUGUCAACCCAGAGUCCUACGUUACUGCCAAAAGCAAUUUCAUUGGAAGUUUAACUUAUUUUUAUUUUGCACGGUGGCGGCUGAACAUCGAUUUGUUUAAACCACUUUGAUACGGCAACAUUAUAAAAGCAUGUAAAGUCAUACAUCUGAGAGGAAAGAGACUGCGGUCUAAAGUAUGUCUUAUCUAAAUGCAUAUUUCCUAGUUGUACAGUGUUUGGAGUCGAGGAUUCAGACUAAAUAUAGAUGUUCGUAUAUGGAAUAUGUGCCGAGGAGCACUAUAAUCCCUUUUGAAGGCUUCUGUUUUGCUGCUUUUUACUUUUCACCUAUUUACUUUCACGUUCUUGAAUUGUUUACCUCAGUGCAGCAAUAUAUUCGAGUAUGAUGUUUGUACAGUUUUUAAAAAUGGUUCGUGUAAAUAUUCAGAUUUGUGCUUUGUUUUCAGUAUUGUCAGUAUUUUAAGAGGAUCUCCUCGGUUUUUUUUCAAAGCUAUACGAUAAUUGUUUUGUUUUUUUUUGCACAAAUUGAAAAUAAGUCUAUAAAAAUCCA
Messenger RNA from Pimephales promelas (fathead minnow), 3569 nucleotides. It is a transcript of the gene crispld2, whose product is annotated as cysteine rich secretory protein LCCL domain containing 2. NCBI's taxonomy places the organism in Eukaryota, Metazoa, Chordata, Actinopteri, Cypriniformes, Leuciscidae. The record is from RefSeq and is a predicted model, not a curated record. Gene Ontology annotation, cellular component: extracellular region.